AUGCUCAAGUCAGAAGGUGUUAAACUCCAUGCUGGACCCAAACUCCAAUCUUUACUUAAAUUUGGACCUCCAGCAGCUGAGUCGCUUAAAUUUGAAUAUGGACGGUUAGAAUGCACGCUUGAAGUUGUGGAUAAUGUGGAGGAGGCUGUUUCUCAUAUUAUUCGAUAUGGAAGUGGACAUACAGAUUCGAUUGUGACAAACGAUGACAAAGCAGCAGGCUAUUUCCUAACCCAAGUAGACAGCGCUUGCGUCUUUCACAAUUCAAGCACACGCUUUGCUGAUGGAUAUCGGUUUGGGUUGGGUGCUGAGGUCGGCAUCAGCACCGGACGUAUUCACGCCCGAGGGCCUGUAGGUGUAGAAGGCUUAUUAACCACAAAAUGGAUAUUGAGAGGCCAUGGACAUUGUGUCCAACAAUUUAAAGAAGGAGGGCCUUUCCAAUUUGUUCACGAACCUAUGGAGAUAAUUGACACGAAAAUACCAAUAUUCGGAACAGACAAAGAACAACAACAAACAAUAUUUGGAGGAUUUCCCCCAAAGACUGAAAACAUUGUUGAGGACGAUAUUGAAUUCCCAAAGAAGGAAACAGCUAUUUUUGGAUGA
Meloidogyne enterolobii is the source of this 600-nucleotide messenger RNA. Lineage: Eukaryota; Metazoa; Nematoda; Chromadorea; Rhabditida; Meloidogynidae. The record is from the annotation of a GenBank genome assembly.